AUGGCGGAGAAGCCUCGAGAAGAACCGCCGCCCGAUCGCCGGAGGCCUGUGAUCAAGUCGGGGAUUCGGAGCAGUGGGGCCCGGUUCCGGGCCGCCGCCGGGGAGACCGCGGCGGAGUGCGCGGCGGUGUUCUGCUGCUGCCCCUGCUGCCUGGCGAACCUGGUCGCCGCCGCCGCCGUCAAGCUGCCGUCCGCGAUCAUCCGGAGGGUCCGGCGGAGGCGGCAGCGGAGGAAGGAGCUUCUUUGCCUGAAGGAAAAGAAGACGAAAGCCGCCGGGAACAAAGUCGGCACCACCGUUCGCGACGACGACGACGACAGCCGCGGCGUGUUCAUCUCGACGGCGGCGUACGCGGCUUCGCCGUCGAAUCCGCCAUCCGAGGAGAUGAUCGAGUUAGACAAGAACAUGAUCGCGAAGUUCUACGGCGCAGGAUUCUGGCGCAGCCCUUCGCAAAAAGAGAAGUAA
Zingiber officinale is the source of this 462-nucleotide messenger RNA. RefSeq lists its product as uncharacterized. The coding region runs from base 1 to 462 and encodes 153 amino acids. Lineage: Eukaryota; Viridiplantae; Streptophyta; Magnoliopsida; Zingiberales; Zingiberaceae. The transcript has a single exon. The record is from RefSeq and is a predicted model, not a curated record.